Messenger RNA from Brachypodium distachyon (stiff brome), 1692 nucleotides. Its product is annotated as STOREKEEPER protein. Bases 86 to 1417 code for a protein of 443 amino acids. Gene Ontology annotation, cellular component: nucleus. Gene Ontology annotation, biological process: regulation of DNA-templated transcription. The transcript has a single exon. The record is from RefSeq and is a predicted model, not a curated record. Lineage: Eukaryota; Viridiplantae; Streptophyta; Magnoliopsida; Poales; Poaceae.
AGCACAGCCGCGCGAGGCCAGAGCGUCCUAGACCUGCCGCCCCGCCCCGCCCCGUCCCGCCCCUCCUCGCCGCUCGCGUUCCGCCAUGGCACCGAAGCGCCCUGCCGCGGCCGCGGCGGCGUCGGGAUCCGCGUCCGACGCCUCCGACGCGGAGGGGGACCACCGCCACCCCCCGUCCGACACGGACCCCUCCAAGACGCCGCCGCCCAACCCUAACCCUAAGUCCUCCGCCGCGCCUUCCCCCACCCCCGCGUCCGCCUCGGUCGCGGCCGACUCCGCCGCCGCCGGAUCCGACUCCGGGGGUGCCUACGACUCCGACGCCGAGGCCCGCCGCCGCGCCGCCCCGAGGGCCGCGUCGCCCAAGCUCAGCGGCGGCGGCAAACCCAAGCCGCGCUCCCCCGGCAUCAACUCUGACUCCGAAGACUCCGCCCUGCCGGCAGCCUCCGACGCCGACCUCGACCCUGCUGCCGGCGUCGACUCCGACGACGACAACGCCUCGCCGCUCCGCCCCGCUCGCCACUCCCGCUCCGAGGCCGCCAUCAUCAAGCCCAUCAGCUCCCGCCCCAUGGACCCGCCUCGCCGUGGUGGUGCCCCCGCCUCCGAGCCGCGCGUCAAGCGCCCACGCAGCGCCGCCGUGGUGGCACCAACCCCGGAGCAGAUGAAGCGGCCCUCGCGGCUUUGGAGCCCUGGGGACGAGCUUGUCAUCCUGCGGGGCCUCGCCACGUACCGCGCCAAGAGCGGCGUGCUCCCUGGUUCGACCAAUGACAUCGGUAAGCUCCACCGCCACAUCCGUGGCCAGCUCAGUGUUAAGGUAUCCACCACGCAGCUCAGUGAUAAGGUCCGGCGGCUCAAGCAGAAAUACCAGGUACUUGUCACCCGUGCUAAGAAUGGGCGGGACCAGGAUUUCCCCACUCCGCAUGACCAUAGCAUCUAUGAGCACGCCAAGAAGGUUUGGGGGGCAAGGAUUGGUGAUGGAGGAGGUGCUGGGUCCGAGAAUGCUGGUGGUGGUGAUAGUGAGGAGGUGCAAGAUAGUGGUGAUAGCGAUCAGGAUAUGGAGAGUGGGCGGGAUGACCGUGACCGCAGCAAGAACCGGAAGUUGAGGCCGGUUACCAUGGCAAAUGGGAAUGGAAUUGGACUUGGGGCUGUUAAUGCCAAUGGCAAAGGGAAAAGUGAGUUUGAGAAGGGGAAGGAUGCAUAUCCCUACCUCUGGGAGACUGUUGAGGAGCUGUCCAGGGAGCAUCCAAGUGGUGCGGCCUUCAAGAAGGCAUUUGAGGUUCUUGAAGGAUCCAAAGCGCAUGUGAUGGAGGAAAAGCUGCGGAAGUUUAGGUUGACGGAGAUCAGACAGCAGCUGCGUCGGAUGGACCUGAUGAAGGAAACAGUGAAGAUGGUGCUUGAUACUCUUGAGAGCACCGACUGAGUAAUGGCUGGGUCUGUGGUGAGCAUUAGUACAUUGUUGAAAGGGGGAAAUCAGACUCUUUUUGUCUAGAUAGAUGUUAUGUGGUUAAUUACUUACUUCCAUUGACAAGGUUGCCGUUGCCUCAAUCAAAAAUUAGGCUUAGAACAAGGAGUGAUGGUCUUCUUGUUAUUCUCUGUGGAUUAUUGUAUUUUGUGUUUCUUAGGUGCUAACUUAUGCAUUAUAUGCUAUACCGUUUGUGCUUAUUUAAAUCAGGGUCCAUGCAUCUUCAUUUUGAA